AUGAUAGCACCUUAAGAAAAAUAAAGACAGGAGGGCAGAAUGUCUUGGAUUUUGGGGAGUGGGUAAAAGGAUUAAAGAAAAGAGUGAGGGGGUGGCUCUAUUGAAGGGUGGAAAGGAGAAUGAAGUGGGUAGAAGAGGAGGAUCUAACAAUGAGGGAGGGUGCCUUUUUCUCUCUCCCACUCCCUCUUAUUCUCUCAGUUGCUUCGACUUGAUCAUCCUGUCCUCAGCAUCCUCUUUUCUGUCUCCUUGGCAACAGAGACUCGGGUACCACUUGUAUUCAGAAUCCGUGCAGCAGUGCAGAGAGCAGGAGCAAGUACCUCUCCCCUGCUUGGAUAUGGAUCUGGAACUGGAACUGUCCACAUCUAGGCUGUACUCAGACUUUCUCUUCUACAAUGCUACUCAAAAUUUAUCCUCAUCAAUCCUGUCCAAUACCAGCCAAAGUACCCCAGGACAAGUUGUUUCCAGGAAUCAUGGCUCCAUUAUAAUGGCAGUGGCAAUCACUGCUCUUUAUUCUGUGGUUUGCGUAGUGGGACUUCUCGGCAAUGUCCUGGUCAUGUAUGGGAUUGUGAGAUACACCAAGAUGAAAACAGCCACCAACAUCUACAUCUUCAACCUUGCUUUGGCUGAUGCUCUUGCCACUAGCACCCUUCCCUUUCAGAGUGCUAAGUAUCUUAUGGAAACUUGGCCCUUUGGGGAAGCCCUCUGCAAAGUGGUCCUAGCAAUAGACUACUACAACAUGUUCACCAGUAUUUUCACACUGACCAUGAUGAGCGUGGAUCGCUACAUUGCUGUAUGUCACCCUAUACGAGCACUGGAUUUUCGAACUCCCUCUAAGGCUAAAGUUAUAAAUGUCUGCAUUUGGAUCUUGUCUUCUGCCAUUGGGGUUCCAAUAAUGUUUAUGGCAGUAACAAAGACUAACAAAGCUGGAACAAUCACCUGUACCCUCCAGUUCCCACGUCCUGAUUGGUAUUGGGACACUGUUACUAAAAUUUGUGUCUUCAUUUUUGCCUUUGUGGUACCAGUCUUGGUAAUUACUAUGUGCUAUGGGCUGAUGAUCCUGCGCUUGCGCAGUGUGCGUCUUUUAUCUGGCUCUAGGGAAAAAGACCGCAAUUUACGCAGAAUAACCCGUAUGGUCCUUGUGAUUGUGGCUGCAUUCAUAAUCUGCUGGACACCCAUCCAUAUUUUUGUAAUUGUGUGGACAAUGGUAGACAUCGACAAGAGGAAUCCCUAUGUUGUAGCGAGCUGGCAUUUCUGCAUUGCCCUUGGUUAUACAAAUAGUAGUCUUAAUCCUGUCCUUUAUGCCUUCUUGGAUGAGAAUUUUAAGAGAUGUUUUCGAGAGUUCUGCCUUCCAUUUCGUUCUCAUGCUGAGCAGAGCAGCUUUAGCAGAGCUCGUAACACUACCCGGGAUCAAGUGUCUACCUGUGCCCAAUCUCAUGCCCCAGACAAGCCAGUAUGACUAGACAUGGAUGGCCGAGGGAGAGGAUCCAGAGGCCGCAGAGGGGAAGAUUUGAAUUCUGAAGUCACUCAGGUUACCAGCACUACUGAGUUUUAGCAGCAUAUUUUCCUAUUACGAAUACAGGACAAUAAAUUAUAAGUGAGAAUUUUAUCAGAUACAAGCUUUAUGAAUAUCCCCCAUUCCUUAUUACACUGUUACAUGCUUAUCAUUCUUCUGCAGAGCUGACAAUCAAAGUACUGAAAUAAACAUGGGCAUUGGAGGCUAACCACACUGUGGCAGAAGAAAUCUUUAGCUUUCACUUCAAUGAUAAGGUUGCUUUCAAAAUAUAUUUCAUUACACAGGAACUUUGCAGCCCUUUAUUAUGGGGUGUUUAAUAAUGAAUCCACAAACAAUGUACUGUAAAUGAAGUUGCAGGGACUGUAUACAACAAUUUAUUUUCUUUCUCUACAUUGACAUUCAGAAAUGUUUGGAUUUAGACCAUAAUUUCUUUCAGAUUUAAUCAUGUAAAGCUGAUACAAUGCAGCUAUAUAUUUAGACAAGAAUUUAAUGAUCACUUCCUUUUCUAGACUGCAAAAUUAUAUUUUUCUAAAUGUUGGUAUAGGGAAUUAGAAAUCCAAUGAUUCCAGAUCAAAAUGCUGUUUAUCUCCUCAUUAGUAUCUUAUUGUCAUAUAUAUAUAUAUAAUAAUAAUUCAGUCUUUGCAAGAUUGGAGGUAGAAAAAAAUAAAGCAAAGGAGAUCAAUGACCCAGCACCAGCAAAGGCUGUUUGUUAAAGGACAACUUAAUUUUUGGUUAUUGUUUUCUGAAGCUUUGAAAAAUAUCUCCAAAGGAUCUACACUUGGAUUACUUUCUCAGAGCAGAAGCAAUAAAUGACUUACACACAGACCUUACAACCUAUAUGGUAAAGCAUAUCAUGCUGCUGAGUGGAAAACACAGCAGACGCGUGGGGAACAUGGAAGAGGACACAGUAGCACAUGCCUCUUACUAUUCUACAGCAAAAUGGAACCAGGGAAGAUCAGAGGGAUCUUUGUUCAGACAGGGUACAAACAAUCAUAGACAAUAGGCUUUUGUCUUUCUUAUGCUGCUCACUGAAAAUCAAAUCAGGAUGGGUGAUUUUGAGCAAAGGCAGUAGCGUAUAGAAAUCUAACAGAGGGUCAGCAUCAGCACUGUUAACUAAAUAUAAACAGCAAAAUCUGUCUGGGGAGCUGUGAAAAUGUAACUAAUAUAUAUCUAUCUUCAACUGUGAGACCAGAUACUGAGGCCAUUUCAGUGGCAGUCAGGGAAAUGUUAUUGCCUUGGAAUUAAAAUUUUAUAUUAUAUGUAGGAGACUGAUUU
Xenopus laevis (African clawed frog) is the source of this 2788-nucleotide messenger RNA. It is a transcript of the gene oprd1.L, whose product is annotated as opioid receptor delta 1 L homeolog. NCBI's taxonomy places the organism in Eukaryota, Metazoa, Chordata, Amphibia, Anura, Pipidae. Gene Ontology annotation, cellular component: membrane; neuron projection; plasma membrane. The record is from RefSeq and is a predicted model, not a curated record. The coding region runs from base 335 to 1456 and encodes 373 amino acids. Gene Ontology annotation, molecular function: G protein-coupled enkephalin receptor activity; peptide binding; G protein-coupled opioid receptor activity. Gene Ontology annotation, biological process: G protein-coupled receptor signaling pathway; G protein-coupled opioid receptor signaling pathway; signal transduction. The transcript has 3 exons.